AAGGUGCACGGUAACGUUUGACGAGUGGUUACGAGAACGUCCGAACUCGGGCCGAGUGGAUAGAUGACGCUCUAGAACGGGACGACAUGUCCGCGGGGUUCGAUCUCCGCGAAACAGACACCGGAACUUAACUACAGGCAUUGUCGUCAGUCGGUUCGCAUCAUCACCUGGUCACGCUCACCGCCGACUACAGCCAGUGUCAAUAACAAGUGUUGUGACAACUAGUUUGAAAAAAGAAGCAGACAAAUUGCGCGCGCGAUCUGUCUUUCAUCCCCUCCCCUCCUCGCUCACUCCCUUCCUUGCCCUUCCUCCCGCCCUGUUCCGCUCGCUCGCACACAGGUACACACCUUCCCUCUCUCUCGCUCGCCAAUGCUCUAUUUCGAAUCCCCAUUUGUUUUUCCAUAAGCUGCGGGCGCGCAACACGCGAGUGUAGACCUCAGUCUUCUGUGUGCCCUUUCCUUCGCUAUACUUUGAUUUCGUUGUUCGAUGUGUCCCGCCAGUGUUUGUAAAUAACGAUGGUGUAAUUGAUGUGCGCGAGCCGCGUUACCGAAAGGAGGUUCUAGCCGUAUCCCGAAUGCAACGCGAGUGUACCCGUGCACACACAGAACCGUGGCGCACACGGAUCUAUGAGAAGGAAUCGCUGUAGAGGGGUGUGGUACGCGAUAGAGCAGCACCCGACCAGUUUCAAUCGUUUUCUCGUCUCCCUUUCCUGUCUGCUAGCCUCUUUCCUCGUGGAUCUAUCCUCCCUACCGCGCGUGUCGUGUCUCUGUCCUCGUCUCAUCGGCGGUGCCCGUCUCCGUGGAAAAUAUGAUUGGCAUAGAAGCAUCAGCGGCGUCGUCGUCGUCGUCGCGGUUGGUGCCGGUGGUGGUACUGGUCGUGGUGCUGGUGCUGCUGCCAAUGGUGUAGCGCGGGUGUGCGCGCGCGGUGCUGUCUCGGCAGCAUACAGUGCAGACGGCGGCUUUAGACUUGGCGGAAGAAGGGCCGUGAGCUCGGCCGUGCUCCGAUGGCCUGAUAUACACUACGGGACGCGUAUAUGAAGCUACACUGCCGUGACCCGUCGAUGUGCGUGCGGGGGUGACUGGAGUGAUGGGAUGGGGCCAGAGCCCCAUGGAGUUCGGGUAGACCCGUCUCCGGCCCAGCUCCCCAGCCCCCUCCGCCAUCGAUAUCGCCACAGCUCCUGCCAGCGUCGCAGAGGGUCGCCUCGAUCGCGAUGGAGGCCUCUAGCAAUCAACAACAGAAGGAGAAGGAGCCACGUGUCCACAGGCCUUGCGCCUUCGAUAAGAUGGAGGGGCUGGUGCGGGAGAUGCAAGACCCUCAGAACGGGGUACCCGUGCGCAGCCAAAAACAAUUUCUCACCUCAAUCCCCUCAGCUUUCAUGGGUUACGACCUCAUCGAGUGGCUGAUGGAGCGGCUUUCCAUCGAGGAAUCAGAGGCGGUCCAUAUUGCCAAUCAACUCUGCCAGUACGGCUAUUUCUUCCCGGUAAACGACUCCAAGACACUCGUCGUAAAGGAUGAUAGUUCUUUGUAUAGAUUUCAGACACCAUACUAUUGGCCAUGGCAAGAUAGAACCCCUGACAAUGUGGAGUAUGCUAUUUAUCUAGUUAAGAGAAGUUUAAGAAAUAAGCAACGCCAUGGCCUCGAAGAUUACGAGAUGGAAGCUUUAAACAGCUUACGUAGGAACUUGCAAAACAAGUGGGACAUCAUUCAAUUUCAGGCUGAGGAACAGACCCAGGUACGAGUAUUGAAGGAGCGAAAAAAGGGGGAUAAGAUAGUGAGCGAUUCUCAGGAGCGAGCCUUUUGGAGAGUGUAUAGACCACCUCCUUGGUGUCUCAGUAGUCUCGAAAUAGCACCUGUACCUACGCGUUUUCGUCCUGGACUUUCACGUCCUCCAUCACGCAAACGCACCUUAACCGAUCUGCAACGCGAGGUGGCCCUUUUGAAGAACAGCUUAACACGCACAAGAAUAAAGGUUUCGGCUGCGAUCGAAAAUUUUAAGUCAUAUUUUGAAACGUACGUGGAAUACGAUCCAAUGUUUAUACAGCCGCAACCAUCCAACCCGUGGAUCACCGACGAUCAAACAUUUUGGCAACUGAACAGUUCUGUAGUGGAAGUUCCGACGGAAAAACGUGUAAAGCGGUGGGCACUAUCGAUGGAGGAGUUGAUGUCUGAUCCCACAGGUUUGCAAGAAUUCACAAACUAUUUAAGAAAAGAAUAUAGUCAUGAAAACAUACGAUUUUGGUUGGCGGUUAAAGAUUUAAGGCAUAGUUACCAAGCACAAAUACAUGAUAAAGUCAACGAAAUCUUCAGAGAAUUCCUGGCACCUGGAGCUCCUUGCGAAAUAAACAUAGACGCAAAGACGAUCGAGAAAGUCCAUCAAGAAAUUAAAAAUCCAAGCCGAUUUUCAUUCGAUUCCGCUGCUGAGCACGUGUACACGCUACUUUUGAAGAAGGAUUGCUAUCCUAGAUUUAUUCGUUCCGAUCAGUAUCGGAAUCUCUUAGCUGCCGGCGUGCAACCUUUGCAAAAGAAGAGAUUUUUUGGCUUCGGCGGACAAGCCAAAAAGAAAGUUUCUUCAACUUCGACUCCAACGCCUAGUACUUUGCAACAACACGCUGUAGGUAGUAUAAGCGGCGGUAAACGUAGAGGAAGCGAUCGAAGUCUUUCCGGAUCUGCCCAUGAACUAGCCAUCUGUGGUGUCCGAGAUACCUCGUCAACGCCUAGGGUGCCGCACUCUCACAGUCAGUCGAAUCUCACCGACAUACCAUACAGGGAUGUUGGUACACCGGAAGCGACGGCUCCCCCUAUGGACGACGUUUGUCCGUGGGACGCGGCCCCAGGUCCCAGUGUAGAACACGCCGCGGGCUCCAUGGGUCUGCAACAACAGACGUCAUCUGGAGCACCAUUGGUUGAAGGCCAACCUGAAGAGACCGGUAACAACUUGAUCGGACACCCGCAAUCUGUCGAAAUAGCGCGCACGUCGCGUAAGAAUUCGACGCAGGUGGAUUCCUGCAGUUCCUCAUCCGAUGUCAGUGUAGUAAUAACAGAGGUCUCUGAACACUUUCGAAAGUCUUGCAGCGUACAAUACACCGGUAGUUCAGGAACGAUGGAACGAAGCAGCGGUGGACCCGGCACGAUAACACGAAACUACUCGGUCAGCUCGACCAGCAGAAGAGUGAAGCUAGCGGAGAUUGGUCGGCCAACGGCUUCUUUCUGUAACUAUCCAUCACCGCAACAAUCGUUUGAGUGUUCUCACGUGGCAACCGAUAAACCGGAUACGUCUGCGACUGGAAAACCCGUAACCGAUCGUAACGAGGAGCCCGAAAGCAUUAUUACCAAGUUGAGAGUCUCGUCGUUUGAGAGGGAAUUGACGACGAGACCUUCGACGAGGGCUCCUUUGAUAAGUAUAAAUGCAAUCGUGGGGGAUCUGAUGAGCGACGUCUCGACGGUUGAAACUAUGGAAAGAGCAGAGGAUGAUUGCGCGACAGUGGUAGAAUCCGAAGGUACGGAAAGCGCUGCCAAAAGGGGUGAGCCGGACCCUGAUAAUAGUGAUUCUGUGAUCACCGCCGAGAAGGACUUGGCAACCCCGGCUCAAGCAGAGACAGAAAUCGUGGAGCUACUGGAAGAGGCACAGGUUGUUCCCGUUUGGAAGCCGGAUACUCAACAGAACGACCAAACAGCGCCUGUCACUCAACCAGAGCAUCAGGAAAAGCGUGACAAUAACGUUAACGAAGUAUGCCCGUGGGAAGACGAGGAAAACUGUAGAGUGGAUGCACCUUAUGUAAAAACCUACGCGACUUUAGGUUACUUGUAACUUGGCGUUAAUAUUAAACUUACAUUUUACACUUAAACAUUCAGAAGUUCAAUUUCGAUUUUACUAUACUAAGUUCGAGUGCCCGAGCUACCACCGUGGACACGUUUUACAAUUGUUUACGUUCCUUGAAUUCAUUUGUAUGAAGAGAAAGGCUAUUGGAUCGCUGACAUUGCUCGACGUGGAACAGAAAAGUCACUUACAAUUCGAGAUAAAAUCAAAUUAGGGGUACCUCGUGAGCGUGAGUUUGA
Molecule: messenger RNA, 4056 nt
Organism: Hylaeus anthracinus
Lineage: Eukaryota; Metazoa; Arthropoda; Insecta; Hymenoptera; Colletidae
Product: regulator of G-protein signaling 11
Exons: 16
Coding region: 1211-3808 (865 amino acids)
Biological process (GO): intracellular signal transduction; G protein-coupled receptor signaling pathway; regulation of G protein-coupled receptor signaling pathway
Source: RefSeq, a predicted model, not a curated record